AUGGAUUCCCCAUCCAAUUCCAUCCCAAAUUCGCAGCAAGAAGCCCAGGGCAGCUCUUCCACACAGUUUGCUAAGCACGAUAAUGAUCGCGUACCAAUGGCUGUCCCUUCACAAACCGAUCAAAACGUUACUGUUUCACAAUCAUCUGACAAUUUAAGAAGAUCAAGACGUGUUCCUAAACCAAGAACGAGCAUUUAUGAUGAAUAUGAGGAAGAGCUUAAGGAAAGGGCAAACAAACCUAAGAGGAAGAGACCUGCACCUCCUAAGAAAAAGCCAUCUUCCACACAAAACUCUAAAUCAAACGAUAAAGUGGAGAAAAAAAAGGUCACCACAAUUGUCAAAGAUGGCAAGCCUACACUGAAGGCUAAUGACAAAAAAGUGGCGCCGAAACCCAAGCCCGCCCAUGAACAGGUAGAACCUGCCUUGGUUCCUAGCAAUUGGACUUCAGUAAUACCUUUGCUUACUUCUGAUUUCAAGAACCAAUAUAGUGUCAUAUCUAGGUUAAAAAAUCCUAACAUGAAACCUGUACCAUAUGCUGGAGAUAUUAUUAAGUUGAUGGCAUUCAUAAAUAAGUUUAGUUCUUUUUUCCAUUCUGACCUACAAAAUUUAUCAUUCCAAGAUUUUGAAGUCGGGUUGGAUUUAUACCCUGGCGAUCCUAAGGGGAACGCAGCUGGUAUAAUGAAGGGAACUGAUGAUACCCCCUUAUUACUAUAUCCUGAUUUUAUGGCCAUCAAGGACAUCGUUUAUUGCCAAGACAAAAUGAACCUAUUGUUCCUAACCUUGUUAGAUCUAACAUUUGCAGAAGGUUUUGAUGGUAAAAGUGCAAAAAAGAAAGGCCCACUGACUACUUGGGAGGACCUAAAAUCAUCCUCCAAAAAAGUAUUUUCUAAUCCUCUUUAUCGAUUAAGACUGGUAGCUCGCGAAUGGGGUUACCCACGAGAAUGGCGUCAGCAGCUCCCUAGUGACCAAGAUAUCUCCAAACCUAGAACUGCUCUUUUUGAACAAGAUGAACAAACACCUGUGGUGGAUCCCAGUCAUCCGGAAAUUUUAACGCCAAAUAUAUAUACCUGGAAUACAAAUGAGCCUCUUCUUUUAGAAUCUGAUCCCUUGCAGAAUCGGGAAAUAGACAAGAAUGGAAUUUUGGCACUCAAACCAAUGGACCGUAUUGUUUUGUUGAGGGCGUUAACUGAUUGGUGCGCUUCUCACUCACCAGCUAUCCAUAAUGAGAUAUACAAGUUAACUCAUGGUAAAAAAGAUCCCGUUUUUGGCAUUCAAACACAACAAGUGCCAAGGUAUGCAGUUGAAGGGGUAGAUAAUACCAUGAAUCAGUUUAAAAAACUUUGCACAUUGAUUCAGUCGAGGUACGAAAUCAGAAGUAAGAAAAAGCAUUUUGUCAAACAACUAAAAGAGGGUAAAAAACCAGAUUUAUCAAGAAAGCUAGAAAUCUUGAAGGGAAUUAAAGCCGAUUUGAAAAAUGUAGUGAAAUCCGAAAAGGAUGAACUUUUGUUAUCACUGUACGACAAGUGGGUUCCAUUGUUUGAAGGCGAACUGCCCGAUCAGCCGUUAGCUAAUCCUUUUUCGGAAAGGCUUUAUAAAUUGCGAUUACAAGAGUUCUUCCUUGGUAGAGUUCCCCAUAUAGGUGAUUUUUACAUGCCAAGACUGCACAGUUAUGACGAGUCACUCGAAAUGAGUACCUUUACUGAUCUGAGAAGCCUACAAGCAUUGUUAUCGAAAUUCAAAAAUAAUGAAUACAGCGCUUUUACACUGUUUGAAAAUGAUGGACAAUCGAUGAGUGCACAAUUCAAAUUGUUUUACCAUGACACACCAUCGUUGGCGCAUGAUGUUGCGCAAGGCAGAAAUACAUCGGGGAAGGUUUAUUGGUAUGAAUUAUGUCACGAUUCAGCAACACUGUUGGAGUUCUUGGACUUUUUGGACUAUAAAAUCUCUAAACCUCAAGAUGAAAAGAAGGAGGGAAACGAGAAAGAAAAAGAAACAUCGGAUAGCGAAGCGCAAACGUUGGAGCAGAAACCUACUGCUACCACCGAUUCUAAUCCUUCCAUGAAUACUAACCCGCUGCCAAAAGACGCAAAAUACAACACCGCGAGAAAGAAGCUACAGAUAUUAAAGGAAUUUCUAUCUGAUUACUAUUUCAUUCUUCGUCAGUUCGAACAAAUGAAAGUUCAAUUUGCAGACAUGAAGCCGGGCAAGAGACAAUUGAGAAGAAUACAGCGACAAACCGUGAACUAUAAUACGGAAUAUGAUAGUGAAGAAUAUGUCGAUGAUGAAGAAGAAAACGAGGAAGUUGAUAUUUAUGAUGAUGACAACGAGAACGAUUCCUCUUUUGAUGAUGGAAGAGCUAAAAGGCAGCGCACCUAG
Messenger RNA from Saccharomyces paradoxus, 2376 nucleotides. It is a transcript of the gene IOC3, whose product is annotated as Ioc3p. NCBI's taxonomy places the organism in Eukaryota, Fungi, Ascomycota, Saccharomycetes, Saccharomycetales, Saccharomycetaceae. The record is from RefSeq and is a predicted model, not a curated record. The transcript has a single exon. The coding region runs from base 1 to 2376 and encodes 791 amino acids.